GGCGGCCAGGGGGCGCGGGGGGCGAGGCCGAGAGGCCCGGGGCCAGGCCCAGCUGGGAGCCCCGGGAGUUCGAUGGUGGAGUCGGAACAGAAAUUCCGUGACUGACAGGGCGGGACGGAGUGAAGCCUGAGACCGAGGGAGCCGGUGAAGCCGAGCCGCGGCUCGCCUGGGGGGCGCGGGGGGCGAGGCCAGAAGGCCCGGUACGGGGCAGAGCUGCCAGGGCCCUAGCGACGGGGGCUGGAGUAGCAGGCCGGAGCCACAGGCUCGGAACUGACACUGGGCUGGACCGGACUGAACGGAGGAUUCUCGGAUCUCGAACCGACGGGGCAGGGAUGGCCGGGCUGCCCCGGGGCAGGGACCGACUUUGGCAGGCCCGACCCGAGGCAAGGAGGCCAGGCCCGCAGCCACCUGCGCUGCCGGCCCGGGGCCUCCGCUGUCCGCCGGGCACACCACCGGUACCUGGACUCCGGGAGCCCCGCGGAUGGGCGGGGUGGGACAGCCCAGUGGAGAGCGAGCGAGGGACCGGAGUCGCGGGGAGAAGCCGAAAAGGCUGGGAGCGCCGUGGCCUGUUUGACGGCCCGAGCGAGGGCUGAAGGGAGCGCACCGACGCCCCAGACCUCGCUGCUAAACUGAGCUGCGGGUCUGCCCGCCGAGCAGGUAGCGCCGGUGGCCUUCUGGAUGGACCGGGGCGGUGGUGGAGAAGCCCUCCCAGGCCCAAUACUUCAAAGCAUCUUACCUCUGCUCAAUAUAUAUUACUUGGAGAGGAUUGAGGAAACUGCUCUCAAAAAAGGUCUCUCUACUCAAGCCAUCUGGCGCCGACUCUGGGAUGAACUGAUGAAGACAAGGCCUUCCAGUUUGGAGAGUGUGACUUGCUGGCGAGCCAAGUUUAUGGAGGCCUUUUUUUCCCAUGUUCUACGUGGAACCAUUGAUGUGUCUUCUGAUAAACGUCUUUGUGAUCAGCGCUUCUCACCUCUCCUGCACAGCUCCCGUCAUGUCCGACAGCUAACCAUCUGCAACAUGCUGCAGGGAGCAACUGAGCUAGUGGCAGAGCCCAACCGUAGGGUUCUAGAGACCCUGGCCAGUUCUCUGCAUACCCUCAAGUUCCGCCACCUGCUGUUCUCUGAUGUGGCUGCUCAGCAGUCACUUCGACAGCUGCUGCAUCAGCUCAUCCACCAUGGGGCUGUUAGCCAAGUGUCGCUGUACUCCUGGCCUGUGCCCGAGUCAGCCCUUUUCAUCCUUAUUCUUACCAUGAGUGCUGGCUUUUGGCAACCAGGCCCAGGUAGCUUGCCUUGCCGCCUCUGUGGUGAAGCCUCCCGAGGCCGGGCCCCAUCUAGAGAUGAAGGGUCCUUAUUGCUAGGCUCUCGCAGGCCUCGGCGUGAUGCAGCAGAGCGAUGUGCUGCUGCACUAAUGGCCACCCGGCGGAAGAGUGAAGUCAAGCAGAUGCCCAGGGCUGUACCUCCCACUCGUGUAACACGCCGCAGCACACAAGAGAGCCUGGCAAUAGGUGGAACAGACUCUAAGUUGUACCUCCCAGCCACCUCUUAUGAGGCUUCUGGCACAAAACAGCCAUCUGCUCCAGCUGCAGCCUCUGCCUCCUCUUCCACAUCAUCCAAACGGGCUCCAGCUAGCUCAGCCUCACAGCCUAAGCCCUUAAAGCGUUUCAAACGAGCUGCAGGGAAGAAAGGGCCCCGCACCCGUCAGGGGUCUGGUGCAGAGUCUGAAGACCUGUAUGACUUUGUUUUUAUUGUGGCUGGUGAGAAGGAGGAUGGUGAAGAGAUGGAGAUUGGGGAAGUAGCUUGUGGAGCUCUGGAUGGGUCAGAUCCCAGCUGUUUGGGGCUCCCAGCACUAGAGGCAUCCCAGCGAUUCCGCAGCAUUUCCACCUUGGAGCUAUUCACAGUUCCUCUCUCCACGGAGGCAGCUCUGACACUGUGCCAUCUUCUGAGUUCCUGGGUAUCACUGGAGAGCCUUACACUUUCCUACAAUGGUCUGGGCUCUAAUAUCUUCCGCCUCCUGGACAGCCUACGGGCCCUGUCAGGCCAGGCUGGAUGUCGCCUCCGUGCCCUGCAUCUCAGUGACCUUUUCUCACCACUGCCCAUCCUGGAAUUGACCCGUGCCAUUGUGCGAGCCUUGCCCCUGUUGCGGGUCCUGUCUAUUCGUGUUGACCACCCAAGCCAGAGGGACAACCCUGCUGUACCAGAGAAUGCUGGGCCCCCUGGACACAUAGUUGGGGAUGAAGAAAUACCAGAAAACUGCCUCGAGCAGUUGGAAAUGGGAUUUCCACGAGGAGCCCAGCCAGCCCCACUGCUCUGCUCUGUCCUCAAGGCCUCAGGUUCUCUACAGCAGCUGUCACUGGACAGUGCCACCUUUGCCUCGCCUCAAGAUUUUGGGCUUGUGUUGCAAACACUCAAAGAACACAACCUAUCCCUGAAGAGGCUGAGCUUCCAUGAUAUGAAUCUUGCAGACUGUCAGAGUGAAGUGCUUUUUUUGCUAAAGAAUCUGACCCUUCAAGAGAUUACCUUCUCCUUCUGCCGUCUGUUUGAGAAGCGCCCAGUCCAAUUUCUUCCUGAGAUGGUUGCUGCUAUGAAGGGCAACUCUACACUGAAGGGCCUUCGACUACCAGGGAACCGCCUGGGGAACGCUGGCCUAUUAGCCCUAGCAGAUGUUUUCUCAGAGGAUUCUUCCUCUUCUCUCUGUCAGCUGGACAUCAGUUCCAACUGCAUCAAGCCAGAUGGGCUUUUGGAGUUUGCCAAACGACUGGAGCGCUGGGGCCGAGGAGCCUUUGGUCACCUACGCCUCUUCCAGAACUGGCUGGACCAGGAUGCAGUCACAGCAAGAGAAGCAAUCCGGCGACUCCGGGCUACCUGCCACGUGGUUAGCGACUCAUGGGACUCAACCCAGGCCUUUGCAGAUUAUGUCAGCACCAUGUGAUGGGGCCCAUACCUCACAGGCCCAUCCUCAGUACCAUCAGCUUGCAGGGACUGAGCCGUGGGCUGCCCAGAAUCCCCAACCACUGAUUCUGUCAUCCUCUUUCUGCCACUUUGUCUAUUUCUGUUUCCUUUUCAUCUUCCCUUGCACUGAGGUCCUGGAGGCCUUGAUGAGGCCCAGCAAAGGCAUUCCCACCGCUGAGUUCAGAGGCUUUGGGCCACUUACUCAGUACUCUGGGAACCCCAGGCCAGGAGGUUACGGGUCUCUAUCGUCACUGAGGAAAACACCCCCUACCCCUGCUCUGGGGUUUCCUGCUUCAUUCCUCAAGCAGGCACCCAGGCUUUAGAGAAGUAUAGGAAUGCCUAACACCAGGCCUCUUCCCUCCUGGGCUUACCAAUGUGUUCCCAGGCCUCAGUCCCUUUCAUGCCUUUAUUCCUUUCUUUUUCUUUUUUUUUUUUAAACCAAAAAAGUUUUUCUUAUAAAAUAAAUUUUGGGCAAACAUCA
Mus musculus (house mouse) is the source of this 3429-nucleotide messenger RNA. It is a transcript of the gene Lrrc41, whose product is annotated as leucine rich repeat containing 41. The record is from RefSeq and is a predicted model, not a curated record. Gene Ontology annotation, cellular component: cytoplasm. The transcript is spliced from 10 exons. NCBI's taxonomy places the organism in Eukaryota, Metazoa, Chordata, Mammalia, Rodentia, Muridae. Bases 679 to 2928 code for a protein of 749 amino acids. Gene Ontology annotation, biological process: protein ubiquitination.